AAUUUUUUGCAAUUUCUAGCGCAUUGCAAAAUCCAAAAAGUUCCAACGACUAGCUAAACUUCGCUCAUCAACCCAUCAGUAAUCGCAUUUGCUCUCUUCAACUGUUUGAAAUAGAGUUUGAAUUUUGUUAUGAGCAUUAAGGUUUUGUUAUUAGUGGUCAUUAUUCUUGCUUAUCAAUGCUGCAUUGGAGCUUGGAAAUUUUGGAAAAGAAGUCCAGCAACGGAUGCAGAUAUUGGGCCGGAUGGCCUCACAUAUCAACAGAGGAAAAAAGUACUGAACGCCCACAACAGGUGGCGAAAUGGGCUCAAGUGGAGGGACCGGAACAGGGAGAACUUCAGUGGAUACCCAGUGGGCAUGAACAAACUAGAAUGGAUUGAACAGCUGGCACUCACCGCCAAACAGGUUGCGAGUGCGUGCAUGAAGAGCCACUUGCCCGACAGGGGGACUCUCUUUGCACAAGUGGAGGAGGAAAAAGGAGCGGUAGGGGAGAAUCUGGCAUUCGCAAGUGGCUUCCAGGGUGUGAACAUGCGUGUGGAAGGGAUAGUGCUGAAGUGGUACAGGGAGAUCAAACAGUACAGCUGGCGACAACACACGUGUAGUCCUUCAUGGGCGUGUCUUCAUCUAACCCAAAUGCUAUGGGCGGACACUAAGUACAUAGGCUGUGCACAGGAGAAGUGUGUGAGUACCUGGAAGAAAAAGGGGAAGACACGCAUUUGGACCAACUUUGUCUGCCACUACAACAUAGCUGGAAAUUGGUGGGGAGAGACGCCGUUUGAUACCAUCCAGACAUACGAUCCGCAUAGAAUGUGUCCAGAAGAAGGAACCAGGCUUGAUGACGAAUAUGAAAACUUGUGCGUAGAGAAAUAGAGAUGAAUUGAAAUCAGUUUCAAGUUGUUUUUGUUUCUGUAUGACUGUAUGUAGACCAUGUUGCAGCUUGACAUUAAUGAUUAGAAACUUUAUCUGUUCU
Molecule: messenger RNA, 967 nt
Organism: Symsagittifera roscoffensis
Lineage: Eukaryota; Metazoa; Xenacoelomorpha; Acoela; Convolutidae
Product: venom allergen 5-like
Exons: 4
Coding region: 130-867 (245 amino acids)
Source: RefSeq, a predicted model, not a curated record